This is a messenger RNA of Rhinopithecus roxellana (golden snub-nosed monkey), 1193 nucleotides long. RefSeq names its product deoxythymidylate kinase (gene DTYMK). Bases 117 to 818 code for a protein of 233 amino acids. Lineage: Eukaryota; Metazoa; Chordata; Mammalia; Primates; Cercopithecidae. Gene Ontology annotation, molecular function: ATP binding; dTMP kinase activity. Gene Ontology annotation, biological process: dTDP biosynthetic process; dUDP biosynthetic process; dTTP biosynthetic process. The record is from RefSeq and is a predicted model, not a curated record. The transcript is spliced from 5 exons. Gene Ontology annotation, cellular component: cytosol; cytoplasm; mitochondrion.
AGGGCGCAGGCGCGGGUGUCGGUCCCACAGCGCGUCGCCCUCGCCCCAGCCCCGACCAAUCCCUUCGAAUCCGGCUGAGGCCGGGAAAUACGAGCCAAUCACGGUGCGCGCUGUUGAUGCCGGCCAAUGGGAGCUCCGGAAGGAGGCGUGGAGACGCAGGCGGCGGGCGGUGGACAGUCAUGGCGGCCCGGCGCGGGGCUCUCAUAGUGCUGGAGGGCAUGGACCGCGCGGGGAAGAGCACGCAGAGCUGCAAGCUGGUGGAAACGCUGUGCGCCGCGGGCCACCGCGCCGAACUGCUCCGGUUCCCAGAAAGAUCAACGGAAAUCGGCAAACUUCUGAGUUCCUACUUGGAAAAGAAAAGUGACGUGGAGGAUCACGCGGUGCACCUGCUUUUUUCUGCAAAUCGCUGGGAACACGUGCCCUUAAUUAAGGAAAAGUUGAGCCAGGGUGUGACUCUCAUCGUGGACAGAUAUGCAUUUUCUGGUGUGGCCUUCACCGGUGCCAAGGAGAACUUUUCCCUAGAUUGGUGUAAACAGCCAGACGUGGGCCUUCCCAAACCCGACCUGGUCCUGUUCCUCCAGUUACAGUUGGCAGAUGCUGCCAAGCGGGGAGCGUUUGGCCAUGAGCGCUACGAGAACAGGGCUUUCCAGGAGCGGGCCCUCCGGUGUUUCUACCAGCUCAUGAGAGACACGACUUUGAACUGGAAGAUGGUGGAUGCUUCCAAAAGCAUUGAAGCUGUCCACGAGGACAUCCGUGUGCUCUCUGAGGACGCCAUCCGCACUGCCACAGAGAAGCCGCUGGGGGAGCUGUGGAAGUGACCCGAGGCUGCCCACUGGAGACGCCUCUCCCUGUAGUCCCUCGAGAGGUGGGAGACCUGCGGAAGGCCCCAUCUCCAGCGGUAUCCAGAUCCCACGACUUCAGGAGCUCUUUCACGGCAGCAGAGAACUGCAGGCUGCCUCUUCUGCCCCGGGCGGGGGUGUGGUGGGGACCUUGGCAGUGUAGACAUGAGCGGAGCGAUGGAGCAGUCUCCUGCCCUCUCCCUGCCAUCAGUGUCCUGAUGGUACUCUGUUGUAUUUUCUUACUGAAGUUCAGUGUUAACUCUUGAGUAGUUUCAUUGUGAUCACUGUAAAUGGUAAUCAGUUGGAAUUCUCCUAAAUGUCUUCUAGAUACUACUAAAAAUUAACCUGAAAAUU